Messenger RNA from Eruca vesicaria subsp. sativa (arugula), 2490 nucleotides. The record is from the annotation of a GenBank genome assembly. Lineage: Eukaryota; Viridiplantae; Streptophyta; Magnoliopsida; Brassicales; Brassicaceae.
UUAGGAAGAGAGUAAAAUGAUGGGGAGUAGAAAGAGGACGACGCCGGCGAGCAGGACGCGAGUGGGGAACUACGAGAUUGGACGAACUCUAGGCGAAGGUAGCUUCGCUAAGGUCAAAUACGCAAGAAACACCGUCACUGGAGAUUUAGCCGCUAUUAAAAUCCUCGACCGCGAUAAGGUUCUACGUCACAAAAUGGUCGAACAGCUUAAAAGAGAAAUAUCGACGAUGAAACUGAUUAAACAUCCAAAUGUGGUUGAAAUCAUUGAGGUUAUGGCAAGCAAAACGAAGAUCUAUAUCGUUCUUGAGCUUGUCAACGGAGGUGAACUCUUUGAUAAAAUCGCUCAACAAGGGAGACUUAAGGAGGAUGAAGCUAGGAGAUAUUUUCAGCAACUCAUCAAUGCCGUUGAUUACUGCCACAGUCGAGGGGUCUACCACAGAGAUCUCAAGCCUGAAAAUCUUAUCCUUGACGCAAAUGGGGUUUUAAAAGUCUCUGAUUUUGGCUUAAGCGCUUUCGCACUACAAGUUCGGGAAGAUGGUUUGCUUCACACAGCUUGUGGGACGCCCAACUAUGUUGCUCCUGAGGUUUUGUCGGACAAAGGCUAUGACGGUGCAGCAGCAGAUGUUUGGUCAUGUGGCGUUAUUCUAUUUGUGCUCAUGGCUGGUUACUUGCCCUUUGAUGAGCCGAAUCUCAUGACAUUAUAUAAACGUAUAUGUAAGGCUGAAUUCAACUGCCCACCAUGGUUCUCGACAGGUGCCAAGAGAGUCAUUAAUCGUAUUCUUGAUCCUAGCCCUAUAACCAGAAUAAGUAUCGCAGAGUUACUAGAAGAUGAAUGGUUCAAGCAAGGGUACAAGCCGCCAUCGUUUGAGCAAGAUGAUGAGGACAUCAACAUUGAUGAUGUUGAUGCUGCUUUCAGUAACUCCAAGGAAUGUCUUGUAACAGAGAAGAAGGAGAAACCUGAAUCGAUGAACGCUUUUGAACUUAUCUCUAGCUCAAACGAGUUCAGUCUUGAAAACUUGUUCGAGAAGCAAGCCCAACUUGUGAAGAAAGAGACUCGGUUUACCUCUAACCGAUCUGCGAGCGAAAUAAUGUCGAAGAUGGAAGAAACAGCAAAGCCAUUAGGCUUCAAUGUCCGUAAAGACAAGUACAAGAUAAAGAUGAAAGGAGACAAAAGUGGUCGUAAAGGCCAGCUCUCAGUUGCUACAGAGGUGUUUGAAGUGGCACCAUCAUUGCAUGUGGUAGAGCUUAGGAAAACCGGGGGUGAUACCCUCGAGUUUCACAAGUUUUACAAAACCUUCUCAUCUGGAUUAAAGGAUGUAGUCUGGAAUACUGAUGGAGCAGCUCAAAAGCAUAAAGCUUAAUAAGUUCAUUAGCAAGUUGUUCUAUUCAAAAGCAACAUUCAAUUAAAUGGAAAAAAAGGGAAUUCAACAAACUGAAACUGUAAAAUGAACCUUCAAAGAAACUAGUAGAUAACAACAAAUUGCCAAACCUAGUGGGCUAUGAAGGUAGAUCCACAUGGAAUAUUCCUCAAAUCUCGGUUUGGUUUACUUUGAGUUAAUUGACUCAGUUAUUCAGAAUCCAGUAAUAAAGGGAUUGUUUCAUAAAAACUCGGGAAAUUUACUAUUUGAUUACAGUUGGAACAUUCCGUAAACAAAUAUUUACAUUAAUUUAUAUCCAAAUUUAUACCAUCGAUAGUUUUUAAAAAUGGUAAUGUUUUGUCUUGUUGCUUGAAUUGUUACUGGUUCAUUAAAGGACGCUGUAGUGUGCGUAUACUAUCGUACUGCCAAUAUCAACAACCCUGUUCCACUCGUUUCUAUGUAUUCGAUAUCGUUUAUUAAUGUUACAACCAUUUAAAUUGCUAGUCAAGUUUUAUACACUGUAUGUGAAGGUAUAUCUUCUGUAUUUUAUUCAUACAUUGAUGACGAACUGGUUUCUUGUUAGUUGGUAUUAGGCCGACCAAUAUUAACUGUUCGUCUAAGUCCUACACAUGGGCAACUAGUCCAUUUUUUUUUUCUGAAAUUACUAGUCCAUUUAUUAUCAUCAUUCUUUCAUUUAAUCUACACAUCAAGUACUUUGAUCUACUGGGAUAUUGCAUUUAAAUAGUUUAGUACGGCACCUUUUUAGCUCUUGUUACGCUCAUCAAGUUUGACGUCGAUUACAUAAACCUUUUUUUAUAUUACAGAAACUCCUAUAGUCCUAUAUAUAUACUUUUAUGAUAUAUUGAUAAUCAAUAUAACCUGAUAAUCAUUUCAAUCUACAAGGUAAGUAGUUUAAUCUAUGUUUUUUCAGUUCUUUCAAUACUAGUUAGUAGCUAGGUAAGAUAACAUAAGUAGGUUUGUAUUUCAUGCACGAGUAAAAUGUUGUAAGUUGAAAUGAUUUCACAAUAUAUAAAACGAUGUUAACUAAGCUAAGGUUCAAAGAUAUAAAGUUAUCAAUAUUAUUGAGUAACUAAAAUAAUUUUAAGUUAGGUUUGUUCAAAAUAAUAAUAACA